AUGGCAUACAGAAGCCAUACUUCCUCGACUAGUGGAAGCCAGUCUCCCUCAUCCUCUACCAACGUCUCCCCUGAAACACAGCCAACCUCCCUCGACGAGAUGACUCCCGCCACCGAAGAGAACGAUGCAAGCGGGCAGAGUGCCCAAGGAACGCCUAGCCGAACACGGUCACAUAAUUCAGGAAAAGGAGGUUGUUGGACAUGUCGCGUCCGACGAAAAAAAUGCGACGAGCAACGCGAAGGCGACUCAUGUAAAACCUGUCGACGUCUAACGAUCAAGUGUUUGGGUUGGGGACCAAGACGACCCGACUGGAUGAGGGAUAAGAAAAACGUCGACGAUUACAAAGCCAGUAUCAAAGCCCAGUUGUCCCGUGCAGGCUUAAUUCGUGGACAACCCCGUCAUAACCCAAUUCAAGCCUCAUCACAGAGGCCGCGGUCGCGUCAUGUACCGGCCACAGAAAUAGCUUCUACCUCAAACAAUCAAACUGAAUAUACAUUUCACCAAUAUGGCGACGCACCUUAUGGCCAGAACCAUCAUUCGCAGCUGAUGCCCGGAUUGUCCGGAGCAUCUAAUUCAACGCUCGAUACACUUACCACAGCACCGUACGUUGAUGUGAACCUCAAUGGGUUUGACCCAUAUUCCCCUUCCAUGUCGUCAUCAGUUUCGACCUUCCCCGUGGGACCAGACCCACUCGCUGAUCAAUUCCCACUCUUCCCUUCCCAGUCCAUUGGGAACGACCACUUGGGGUUCUUAGAGCCUCCCUCUGCUAUCUCUCCUUUCGCGGUCCCAGUUGGGCAAACUGCCCUUCAUGAAGAAUUGGUUAUGCACUACUUUGAUCAUGUGUGCAAGAUGCAGUUCACCUUUGCAGGCGAGAUCUUCACCAACGUCACGUAUACGGCGGUAAUGGAUGAGCCACGAGGAGCAGUGACGCACGCAAUUUGCGCACUCGCUGACCUUCACUCAACACAGAUGCGGGUAUCCCAAGGACUGGAAGCACCCAACCCUCAUCCAGAAACGUCCACAGCAAUGUACCUCCGACACGAGGCGCUCUUCAAGCUGGAGAGCAACAAGGAGCAUCGAGGUGGAUGGAGCGAAAGCGACGCAAUCGCUGCGUUGCAUCUUGUGAGCUUUUCUCAACUGUCGGGCGGAGGAGCGGACUGGGAAACUCCUUUCGAUAUUCUUUGCCAAUGGCUUCUUCAAACUGGCUUACCCAUUGCUGAGAAUCCUCGCCUAUCCUUCCCGGUCCUGAGCCCAGCUUCCCAACUCAUUAUCAAGACAAUUCUCUGGUUCGAUAUCUUCUCAAGCUUGUCAUUGGUACGACCCCCCAAGUUCACGACGCUCUGGAAGCGCCUUCUCGAUGACCAGAACGACUACUGGGGAAACAGUAGCACGAUGGAUAUGCAGGCAUUGACGGGGUGCCCCAACGAUGCUAUGCUGGCAAUCGCCGACAUAUCAGCGUUGGCUCACUGGAAAUCAACGCAACAACGGAAUGGCACUCUGAGCUUCCCAGAACUUGUCCUACGUGGGAAUUCCAUUGAGCAACACAUUCGUCGGUACCAAGCAGACCAGCCCACCAUCGCGGACUCGGUCCAGGGGCUUCCUACGCCCGGCGACGCCAUGCUUCCGACUGAUGAACAACGAAUUUUGGCGGCUGCGAUUUUCCGAGAGACAUCUAUGUUGUACCUACACACGAUAUUGAGCACACCUACUCCUGGCGUCCCCGAAAUCAGUUCCUCUGUAGAUGCCAUUGUUGAUCAUUUCACUCGAUUAUCUCCUUCAAAUAUAGACCGAGCGCUGGUGUUUCCCAUAUGUCUCGCGGGUUGCAUGACCAAUGAUUCGACCCGGAGAGAUUUUCUCAAAGGCCGCUUCCGUGGGUUGAAUGAAAGUUACGGGAACCUCCUCCAAACACGUCUUUUGAUGGAGGCUGUAUGGCAGAAACGCGAUGUGGGUGGUGAAGCUGCCGAUCUACGAGAGAGCAUUCGCGAGCAGGGACUACAACUGCUUCUUAUCUGA
Molecule: messenger RNA, 2013 nt
Organism: Laccaria bicolor S238N-H82
Lineage: Eukaryota; Fungi; Basidiomycota; Agaricomycetes; Agaricales; Hydnangiaceae
Exons: 8
Coding region: 1-2013 (670 amino acids)
Biological process (GO): positive regulation of transcription by RNA polymerase II
Cellular component (GO): nucleus
Molecular function (GO): transcription cis-regulatory region binding; DNA-binding transcription factor activity, RNA polymerase II-specific; zinc ion binding
Source: RefSeq, a predicted model, not a curated record